UUUUAUUUGUAAUAUUUUUUGUAAAUAUAUUGUAUGUCAAUUAUUGUAUUUAAUUUAAAAAAAUGGCUAAUAAGGAAUAUUAUGAGCGCUGGCUAAAAAUCAAAGAGCAAAUGAAGACAACAAUAUCUGAAGACACUAGACUGAACGAAUUGGCGACAUUGUUUGUCGGCAUUAAACCCCAAGCAACUGCUGUCGAAUUAGUUGCCAGAGUAUAUUGUAAGUAUUGUGAACUCUAUAACAAGCUCUGUGAUUGUUACGAUCAAAUGGAGCAAGUUCAGCGACGACAAUAUAUAAAGAAACUUAUCGACGCUAUAACAUGCCGGCUUCUUGAGCUAAAAUGCACUUUAGAGCAAGUUGAAGUUUUCGAAUUUACUUACUCAGACAACGCCUUACAACAGUUAUUAAUGGCGCCUCAAGACGUACAGAUUCUCUGUCCAUUUUUUUAUCCAUUUGAAAUACGGCAGCAAGAAAUGCAAUACAUUAUAGACGAGAUAUUUGCGGGUAAUCGCAUUGGAAAUCCCACUCCAACUCCUUCAGAAAUUGAACGUAAGAAAGAAGAGUAUUUAGAAGAAGAAAAAAGAAAACAAGAAGAGAAAGACGCAGAAAUUAAAAGAAAGCUUGCUAUGGGUGAAGAUAUCUCUUUAUCUGAGAACUCUGUUACUCUUUCUCCUCAAGAAUUAGAAGAAAUAAAAUCAAGAGAAGAAUAUGAGAAACAUAUUAAUACUAUUCAAAAGAUGGAAAGAUCAAGAUUAGUAACGAGGGAAAAAACACGCAAAUAUAACAAAGAUAUCAACUUAUACCUAGAGCUCGCUGGACUAAAAGCUCCACAGGUUAGAGAAGAAUUAAGAAUUAGAGCCGCAAUUUUAAUUCAAAAAGUAUACAGACGUUUCAUGGAGAUUAAAAGAGAACAAAAGAGAGAAAAGCUACUCCGAAUAAAACUUGGUAUGAUAAUACCUUCAUGGUCUCCACCCUCAGCUCAUAUUCGAUUGGACGAGAUUAAAGAACAACGUAGAAAUUAUCGACGUAAAUAUUACGAAAAAUGGAUUGAAGAUAAUAUUAAAGAAAAUUCACGUGUUUUACGAUUACGUGAAGGAGAUAUAAUGGAGGAUAUCUCAGCUGAAAUUAGACAGUGGUUUCAAGAAUGGUACAAUGAGGUAAGAUUAUUUGAUGAAUUUCCGUGGCCCGAAGAAGGAGGAUCCAUCUUAGUGGUAAAAGGUGAAACAUUUACUAUAGAAGAAUACGUUAAUUGGCGUACUGCAGAAGAAAAAAGAUUGAAAGCUGAAGCUGGAGCACCAAAAAGUAAAGAACAAAUAAAAGCUGAAAAAAUUGCAGCACGAGAGGAAAAAAAGCGACUAGCCUUUGAGGAAAAAGAAAGAGAGAAAAAACGUUUAAUUGAUUAUAAAAAAUCAAGAUUGAAUCCAAACAAUGAUCCCGGAAUAUACAUAACAAUCAGUAAGACUUUAGAUCAACUACAAUAUACAUGGUUUAACUAUCAAAAUCAGUGGCAAAGUAUUGACAGUACUGACCCCUCAGUAGAUGCUAUAAAAGGUUACAUUAUGCAACUUAUAACAGAAAACGCAUAUAAGGACGUGCAAUUACAGCUUCGUCCGAUAGUCGAUGAAAUGAUGAAAUUAGAGUUAAAUCUAUUACGGAAUUCUCUUAAGGAAGAUUAUCUAAUUGCUGGUAUUUCUAAGCCACCACAGAGUAAGAAAAGGAAGAAGCCCAAGAAAGUAAAGCCACCUAAACCAGAUAAAGUUAGUCCGGCAUUUAUGUUUCAACAAUUAGUAGAUGCAGGCAUUGUAAAAAAGUAUCCCCGUACCACACUUGAUGAUUAUUGGGGUGAUCAAAAUUAUGCUGCAGCUGAUAUGAGAGCUAUAAUUUGGACACCAUCUUUUCCGUCACCUUGUAUUGGAGAUGUCAGAGAACAAGUCAGAAAUAGAUGCCUCUUGACCCUCGGCUGUUCAUGUCCAAAUGCAGUAAGAUCUCAAUUAUUAGUGGGUUCUAAAGCUGCAGGCAAGAGAACUUUAAUUUACGCUAUAGCAACAGAAACCAAUUCAAUUCUUAUAGAUUUAUCUCCUAUGAAUAUUUACAAUAAAUUCCCGGGGCCAAAAAACUUAAAAACUAUGUUCACAUUUGUCAGUAGAAUAAGUAAAUUAAUGCAGCCUACUGUAAUAAUGGUGGACAAUGCAGACAAAUUAUUCUAUAAAAAAGUUCCUAAAGAGGAAAAGUUAUUCGACCCGACCAGGUUACAAAAGGAUUUUUACAAAGAAGUGAUAAAACCUAUUCAAUCCAACGACAAAAUAUUGGUUCUUGGGACUGCGACGGAGCCGUGGUUUGCUAAGAAUCCUCUGAUGUACAAAGUAUUUCCUUCCCUUAUUCUUAUUCCGCGGACAGAUUACGGAAGUUUGUCGUUGGUUCUCACCAAGAUACUUAUGAAAUAUCACGGAGUCGAUCGUAAUUUUAAUGUUCACUCGGUGGCACAAGCUUUACGGGGAUACGAUAUCAACACAAUACGUAAAGCAGUUGCUGACUUGUUGGACGGUAACCGAGUGGCACAGCUGUAUAAUAGGCCUUUAGACCCGAUGGAGGUGGUGAACGCAGUAUUAGAGUACGAUACUGUCAAAUACACUGAUGCGGAAGAUUUUGAUUUGUUCCAGCAAUGGUACAAUGGUUACUCGCCUUGGGGACAGAAAUAUGUUGACUAUAUGCUGAUGUUAGAAUCACAACUAUUAUACAAGUUAAAGAAUGACAAGAAAAAUGAGAAAAAAGAAUAGGUUAGGACAUUUACUAUUAUAAUGUCUUGUGUAAUUCAAAUAAUCCAUUUCAAUUACGUUAAAUU
Achroia grisella is the source of this 2839-nucleotide messenger RNA. Its product is annotated as IQ and AAA domain-containing protein 1-like. The transcript has a single exon. The record is from RefSeq and is a predicted model, not a curated record. Lineage: Eukaryota; Metazoa; Arthropoda; Insecta; Lepidoptera; Pyralidae. Gene Ontology annotation, molecular function: ATP hydrolysis activity; ATP binding. The coding region runs from base 63 to 2774 and encodes 903 amino acids.